Molecule: messenger RNA, 933 nt
Organism: Ectocarpus siliculosus
Lineage: Eukaryota; Phaeophyceae; Ectocarpales; Ectocarpaceae
Source: the annotation of a GenBank genome assembly
AUGUCUGAGGGCGAAGCGUAUGAUCCGGCCGCUGCGGCUGUCCCAGCCGGAGGUAGGGGCGAUGGGGGUGGAAGGGGAAGGGGGAGAGGGCGAGGACGGGGUGGCGGAGGCGUCGCCAUCGCAGGAAUCGCGGAGCUUGAUGCCAGCAUGGGCCGGGGAGCGCCUGUCCCUCCCGCUGGCGGAGGUGGAAAGCCUCUCCUUAAGAAGGAGCAGAAGGACUUCAGAGGACCGGCGGGGCUGUUCAAGAAGGGCGAUUGGACGUGCACCGCGUGCGGCAACGUCAACUGGGAGCGCCGGGCGACCUGCAACAAGUGUAACAACCCGAAGCCUAACCUUGCGGCCACGGACGAGGCUCGAGAGGGGCUCGGCGGUGGCUUCAACGAGCGCCAGGACCGGGCGUCUGUUGCGACGGUGGAGGUCGACGAGGAUGGCUUCGACGACUUCGGCCGGAAGAAGAUCAAGGCUCGCGCCGACAAGAAGGCCAAGGAGGAUGCAGCUCUGGCACGCCUCCGCAAGUCGUUCGGAGGUGGGAUCCUGGGCGGGACCAGCCUGGCCCCCGUCGGCAAACCCCCGGUGCGGGGGCAGUUUGACGAUGCGUCGCCCGCCCCAUCCGUGACCACGUAUGAUAAGUUCGGGCGCCCCAGGCUUGCGGGCGGCGGGCGCAACGGCGGCGGCGGCGGCGGCGGCGGCGGCGGCGGCGGCGACAAUGGGGUUUCGGCGGCGGCGGCGAGUGGAGGAGACAGGGACGGGCGAGGGGGAGACCAUAGAGACAGGGACAGGGACAGACGGGACAGCAGAGACAAGGACAGACGAAGGGGAGUGAGAAGCAGGAGCAGGAGCAGGAGCCGAGAAAGGAGCAGUAGGGACGACAAGGAUAGGUCAAGACGGAGGCGGAGUCGCUCAAGGAGCCGCGACCGUGACCGUCGUCGCUGA